Molecule: messenger RNA, 3530 nt
Organism: Paramecium octaurelia
Lineage: Eukaryota; Ciliophora; Oligohymenophorea; Peniculida; Parameciidae
Source: the annotation of a GenBank genome assembly
AUGAGUUUAUCUGAUCUAUUAGUGGAUUAUGGUGGGAGUGGCAAUUCCUAAUUUGGUAAGUGUCUGUAUAAUCUCCUUAGAUGACCAUGUAAAAAAGCAAUUUACUGGGCCAGCCAAAUUUGCCACAAAAAUUGAUCCGCUCCAAGGUGUAGAUAAUACAAUAAAACCACCUUCUUUGAACAGUUUUCAUAAGGAAACGGAUAACAUUCAUCCAUCGCCAAACUCGGGGAUGAUUCAGUUUUCGCCCAAAACCUCUAUAAACGAAGAAAAAAAUUUGAUGAAUCCUCAAAAUAAGGAAUAACUCAAAGAAAUUGUUCAGACCAAUAUGAUCAACCAAUAGAAAGAAGGCAUCAAUAAUUUUAUCAAACUCGUAUUGGCCAAAAGCUACUUCAACCGUUUUGUUGAAAAUAUGCUAUAAAAAUCUUAUGUUAAAAAAUUGUCCCAUUUCAACCUCUAUCAAAAUACAAUGAUGGAUGAUCUUAGAUAUAUUGAUUCCAAACACAAGAUUCACAAGAAUUUGAUUGGCAAAAUAUGCAAGAAACUUAGGUUUUUGCCAAUCUUAGAUCAAAGCAGCUACUUGGUCAUAGGGUGGUAAUUGUUGCACAUUUUGACCAUAAUCAUAGUAUUUUUCUGGACUCCCUUCAACAUCUCCUUUGGAAUCACAUUUGAUUAGGUUGUAUUUGGAACAUUGACAGUGAGAGAAGUUGAAUACUAUUUUUUAUUUUCCAUUGUCGUUGACGGAUUCAUAGUCAUAAACACUUCAUAUAUAGAAAAAGGAAUCAUCAUCAAACAGAGAGGCAAAAUAUUUAUAAAUUAUGUUAAUACACAAGCGAUUUACGAUUUAGUAAAUGAUAUCUUAUAAACAAGUGUUCAUUCGCAUCAAUGUUAGUUGCUCAACAAUUUAAUGUGGACAGCUCUAAUGAGAAAAUUGGUUGGCAAUUGAUUCCAUAUACAAUUUACUAUUGCAGUCGACAGUUCAAAUUACAAGCCAGAGUGCACAAAUUAGAAGAGUAAUGUUUUAAAUAAUGUUAUAUAUAGGUUUUUCAACUUUUCAGGUUGGGUACAAGAUCUUAUUGAAUUAAUCAAACUCUUAUUUAUGGUGGUUUAUGUCGGUCAUCUCUUUGCUUGUUUGUGGCAUGGAGUGGCUUUCUAUUAAAUAGGAAUUAGAAAAACUUGGCUUGAAGCUUACGAUGUUGCCAGUUCCGACGUAUUUACAAAAUACAAUUAUGCAUUUUACUGGUCUGUCCAAACCAUGAUUACAGUAGGAUAUGGAGAUCUUACACCUCAGAAUAAUUAUGAAAGAUUAUGUGCCAAUUUGAGUAUGUUUUUAGCCUGUGGUGUAUUUGCCUUUUCAUUCAAUAGUAUUGGUCUUAUGUUAAGCAAUCUAAAUUCAAGAUAAGUGCUCUAUAAACGUAGUACCAAUCUACUGAAUUCCUACUUGACUAAAAACCAAAUUAAAGUUGAGUUGCAAUCCAGAAUUAGGAAUUAUUACGACUACAUUUUUCAAGAAGAGCAGGAAAUUAACGAUGAGGAAGUCUCGCAAAUAACAACCAAGUUAUCUAGUUCUCUUUAAGAAGAACUAAAUUUUGAAAUACGAUUUAAUGUAAUGAAGACCAACAAAGUAUUAACCAAGUUCUCUUAGAAAACAUUGAGACAACUGUCUUUGGUCAUUGAAGAAGUAAGGUAUUCCCCUGAGGAUUAAAUCUUACUGCAAGGCACUCAAGAUGACUGUUCUCUCUAUAUAAUCACAAAAGGAACAAUAUCUGUCUUAUUCCAAGAUGAACCUCAAGGUCGGAACACAAGGGUUCUUUCUUACUUAGAGAAAGGGGACUCUUUUGGCGAAUACUCAUUUUUUACAGGACUCAAUCGAUGUGCCUCUGCAAAAAGCAUAGGCUUUUCAAGAGCAUACAAAAUCCCUAGAUAAUCUGUAUUAACUGUUUUAUAAACCAAUUAAAUUGAUUUAGUAUAUAAUAUUCGAUAUAAAUUAUAGGAACGCUUUUGUGAAGUGAGAGAUUCCAUAUUGUUAGGAGAAAACUAUCAACCUGCGAAAUUAAGUUGCUAUUCUUGCAAAAAGUUUAAUCAUUUGAUUAAGGAUUGUCCAGUUCUACAUUAUGUGCCUGACAAAGAGAGAGUGAUUAAAAAGGAGAACUAUCCCUUCCAAUAGGACAGAAUCGUAGUUUACAAGAGGAAAAGAUCUGAUCGCAAUUAUUAUGCAACACUUUUGGAGAUGAAAAAAACCAAUGCGUAUGUCAGAGACUUUCAAACAAGAGAAAAUUAAGCUGACAAUAUUACAGUUAUCGAUGAGGAAUUAGAUGUUUCUUAUGAGGAUAAUGAUGGGUCACCCAAUGAAUAAGAAUAUAGUAAGACAUGAUCAUUCUAUCAAUUAGCCUCUCUCUCCAAAAGUUACUCCAAAGUUUCAAGACAGCACUCAUAAAAUAGAUCCUAUUCUCAAUAUGAAAAUAAUAACAACAAAAAUCUACAACCCAUUUAAGAAAGUGAUGACUCCAUUGAUAGUCCCAGUCCUAAUAAAAGGAGAAAUAUGCAAGUCAAAUAAACACUAUAAACUGCUGGAUUUGGAGCUCAAGAUUCCUUCUAAAACAAAAUACGAAACGAUGAUUUCGAUCCAAAUUUUUCUAGUUUUGGAAAUGCUACUCCUUCCAUCAAAGAUGAAAAUAGAUACACUAUUAAAAAUGAUUCACUAGUUUUGCCAAAUCAAAUUGAUGUCCCAGGAAGAGUGACCAAGAAAAGAAUCACCUUAGUUAGAAAAUAAAAAAGGGAAGAGUCCUAUAAGCCAUUUUCAUCCUAAACGAAAGUGGAUGUUAAUUAGGAGAGGGAAAAAUCUUAAACCAGAAAGUCUAAAAUCAAGGAUCCUUUUGUUGAUAUCCCUGGCACACCUUCUAUUCAGUCUGUAGACCACAAAAGGGACUCAGUUGACAGGAUUAAUGAUCAUAGGGAUUAAAAGAGGAAAAGCACUAAAACUAAGACCAACAGAAGUAGAACUGCUAAAACUCAUAAAACAACCAAAUUGGUUCCUGAAACUCCCACAUAAGAGAUUUCAAUUCCUGUUUUCGAAAGAUAGCCUGUGUCUAUGGAAUUGGAAGAUUUUGAAGUAUUAAAGAAUUUUUCAAAUUAUUUCAGUUGGAAUAAUGCGAAAGUUGUUGUUGCACGAACAAUGAGGGUUUUAUUGAAGAAUCUUGAAAAAAGGAGAUAUUAUGUUAAUUAAUUUUCAUUUUAUACCUUCAACUCAUUGGCAAUUACUAAGAUUUCAAGAAUCAAACGAAAACUUAAACUAAUGUAAUUGAUAUCUACAAUAUUUUAGAGACGAUCCACCUCAAGAAGAGAAAAGAGAUAAGAAAAAUAUUCAUCCAUUUAAUAAGACUAUCAAAGGCAGAAGAGAAAGUAAAAGAAGCACCUAAACGGAUGAUAUCGCUGGGUUGUUUUAGAAGAAACCAUAAUUUGGAACUCAAGUCUAAUUACUCUAAGGAAUUUCUUUUUCCAGAUUUAGUCGAAUUGAAUCUGACUUGAGAUGA